Molecule: messenger RNA, 816 nt
Organism: Batrachochytrium dendrobatidis JAM81
Lineage: Eukaryota; Fungi; Chytridiomycota; Chytridiomycetes; Rhizophydiales
Exons: 1
Coding region: 1-816 (271 amino acids)
Molecular function (GO): hydrolase activity, hydrolyzing O-glycosyl compounds
Source: RefSeq, a predicted model, not a curated record
AUGCUUGAAAGGUUCGAGAUUGCUCGAUCUGGACAAUAUGCACUUUCCUGUGGCCGUCAGCUUGUAUCUACGUUGGGAAGUCCUCAAUUGCUACCAGUUGGUCGUCCAUGCAUUCUUCUUGUAAAUGGGUUUCGAUCUACCUUUACCAAUUCUAAAAAAGCCAGAUAUUUGGAAGACUGGUGUGCUCAACAACGAUUCCACUUUGUCACUUAUGAUCAUGCUGGUCAUGGUGAUUCUUCAGUUGCAUUUCAAGACUGCACGAUUGGUCAAUGGAGAUCUGAUCUGGCAGUUGUAGUGGAACAAGUAACUGGUCAACACAGUACCAUUUGCCCUGCCAGUCCAUUGAUUUUGGUUGGAUCCAGUAUGGGUUUGUGGCUUUCGCUCCUGGUUGCUGCCUAUGACCACCCAUCUGCCAUAUCUGGGAUCAUUGGGGUUGGAGGUAGUAUCAAUUUUACAGAACGACUGCUCAAGGAAAUACCACUAGAAAUUGGAUCAGUUUGGAUGAGACCAUCUCGAUACGACCCUAAUGGGUAUCCCAUACAUCGAAAGCUUUUAAACAGUGGUCGUGAACAUCUUUUAGUCAAAAAUACUGUAAUCAACUGUCCUAUUGAGCUUAUUCAUGGAAUGUGUGAUGUCGACGUAAGUUGGGAGCAGUCGGCCCAUGUCGCUCUUUUACUAAAUACUACUUCAUCUGUUGUUGUUACUUUGAUCAAGGAUGCAGAUCAUAGACUAUCAGCGCCAUCUGACUUGCAGGUUAUUGGCCAGGCAUUAGACCGACUUGUUGAAAAAGUAUCAAAUUCAAAUAAACUCGGAUAA